ACACGCCUCAUUCUUCUAGAACGGGUAUCCACAAAUUCCCAAGAUUUGCGAGAACAUAACCCUUGAGAAGGUGGGGGUGACCCACGGAGGAAUUCCCUGGAAAAGCUGAGACGGCCCCAGCUGGAGAUGCGGCGUCCACUCCCGGGGGUCAACUACGAGGGGAGGGGGCGUCUGCGAGAAAGGGGAGGGGCGGCGGUGGGCAGCCCAGGGAGGAGAGGAGGGGCGAGGCGCCGUCGCCAGCCCCCUCCCCUCGUCUGCGCUCCCUUCUUUUCCCUGUCGGUCGGGCACCCGAGCGCACCCCGCGCCGAGGCCUGGCCGUUUCAGGGGGAGGCGCCAACUCGUCGCGGCGCAGGGCCCCUGACCGUGCAGUAACCGCUACCCAGGAGGCGGAGCGGACGAGGCUCCGGCCUGCGCGGAGUCACAUUAACUUUGCUCUAGAAGACAACUUUACAAGGAUCAAAAAGGAACAGGAUUAAAGAUGACUGAAUACUGGGUUCCAGAAAUUUAAAACAAUCAGCUUAGCAAAUCACAUAUUCUUCUGUGGAACUGAGAAUUGAUGUCUGCUCUUCCCAGUGAUUUGGAACUUUCCAAUCCCAGAGAAAAGUUGACCAAGGGACUGCCCAGGACUGAGUCCAUAUGGAAGAAGAACUUCCUCUUUUCUCUGGAGACAGUGGCAAGCCAGUACAGGCUACUCUGUCAUCUUUGAAGAUGUUAGAUGUGGGAAAGUGGCCAAUUUUUUCCCUUUGUUCUGAGGAAGAACUACAGUUAAUUCGUCAGGCUUGUGUCUUUGGCAGUGCUGGCAAUGAAGUUUUAUACACUACAGUAAAUGAUGAGAUUUUUGUGCUUGGCACAAACUGUUGUGGCUGUUUGGGGUUAGGUGACGUCCAGAGCACCAUUGAACCUCGGAGACUGGAUUCUUUAAGUGGCAAGAAAAUAGCCAGCCUCAGCUAUGGGAGUGGUCCACACAUUGUCCUUGCAACAACAGAAGGAGAAGUCUUUACCUGGGGUCAUAAUGCUUAUAGCCAGCUGGGCAAUGGGACAACUAAUCAUGGUUUAGUGCCCUGUCAAAUCUCAACUAAUUUGUCAAACAAACAAGUCAUUGAAGUUGCCUGUGGGUCUUACCAUUCUUUGGUGCUAACAUCUGAUGGAGAGGUAUUUGCCUGGGGUUAUAAUAACUCUGGGCAGGUAGGAUCUGGAUCAACAGUUAAUCAGCCAAUCCCUCGAAGAGUCACUGGCUGCCUACAGAAUAAAGUAGUUGUGACCAUAGCAUGUGGGCAGAUGUGCUGCAUGGCGGUAGUGGACACGGGGGAGGUCUAUGUCUGGGGUUACAAUGGAAACGGGCAGCUUGGACUUGGCAGCAGUGGCAACCAGCCAACCCCUUGCAGAGUGGCAGCUUUGCAAGGCAUCCGUGUCCAGCGGGUCGCCUGUGGCUACGCACACACAUUAGUAUUAACAGAUGAAGGCCAAGUGUAUGCUUGGGGCGCCAAUUCUUAUGGGCAGUUGGGCACUGGCAAUAAAAGCAACCAGUCCUAUCCUACUCCCGUCACUAUGGAAAAGGACAGGAUUAUCGAGAUUGCAGCCUGUCACUCCACACACACAUCUGCGGCCAAGACGCAGGGUGGGCACGUGUACAUGUGGGGCCAGUGCCGGGGUCAGUCCGUGAUCCUCCCGCACCUCACCCACUUCUCCUGCACCGACGACGUGUUUGCCUGCUUUGCCACUCCCGCCGUCUCGUGGCGCCUUCUCUCCGUGGAACCCGAUGACCACCUCACAGUGGCUGAGUCACUGAAGAGGGAAUUUGACAACCCGGACACCGCAGACCUGAAGUUUCUGGUUGAUGGAAAGUACAUUUAUGCACAUAAAGUCCUUCUCAAGAUUCGAUGUGAGCAUUUUCGUUCGUCGUUGGAAGAUAACGAGGAUGAUAUUGUAGAAAUGAGUGAAUUUUCAUAUCCUGUUUACCGGGCCUUCCUGGAAUACCUGUACACAGACAGCAUCAGCCUUUCUCCUGAGGAGGCAGUAGGACUGCUAGACUUGGCUACAUUUUAUAGAGAAAAUCGUCUGAAAAAGCUCUGCCAACAAACUAUCAAGCAAGGCAUCUGCGAGGAGAAUGCCAUCGCUCUGCUCUCGGCUGCAGUGAAGUAUGAGGCCCAGGAUUUAGAAGAAUUCUGCUUCAGGUUUUGCAUAAACCAUCUGACUGUAGUAACACAAACUUCAGGUUUUGCAGAAAUGGAUCAUGAUCUUCUGAAGAACUUUAUCAGCAAAGCAAGCAGAGUUGGAGCCUUUAAAAAUUGAUCCCAUCUGCAGGAAAGGAUUUUUUUUUUUUUUUUUUUUUUUUUUUUGAGACGGAGUCUCACGCUGUUGCCCAGGCUGGAGUGCAGUGGCGCAAUCUCGGCUCACUGCAAGCUCCGCCUCCCGGGUUCCCGCCAUUCUCCUGCCUCAGCCUCCUGAGUAGCUGGGACUACAGGCGCCCGCCACCGCGCCCGGCUAUUUUUUUGUAUUUUUAGUAGAGACGGGGUUUCACUGUGGUCUCGAUCUCCUGACCUUGUGAUCCGCCCGCCUCGGCCUCCCAAAGUGCUGGGAUUACAGGCUUGAGCCACCGCGCCCGGCCAGGAAAGGAGUUUUUGAGGCUUUCCAUUUCCCCUGCAAAAGCCAGAGAUGAAUCACUUCUCUUUAAUUAAUAGUAUGUACGAUGAGCUACAUUUGGCUGAGUACUUAUAUCUGUCAAAAGAAGGAUGAUGGUGAGUGGUCUUUGUCUGCCUAAAUCCAGAGUUUAUGUAGAAAGCAUUGAAUGUUCUGAUCAGAUGUGACUAAGGUCAAAGAAAAAAAAUGGAAAUAUUUUAUUUACCAUUUCCUCUUUUGAGUCACUUAAGUUGGACGCCUUUGGUACCCUGGUCUCAGUAUAUGCUAUUCUGGCCCAAAUGUUCCAUUAUUCAGCUAGCUGAUACCACAUAGAUAGCUUGACAAGCAGUGCUGUCCUUACCACAUUUUCAGCACUCAGCACAGUGCCUUGCGUAUAAUAGGCACUCAAUGUAUUGUAAAUCUGAGAACAGCUUUAGUUGUGGAAUACUGGGGGAAGGAAUAACGUUCACAAAAUAAACUUAAAACAGCCUGUAAUUAUUGAGGUUCAUAUUAUUCUGGUAUAUCAUUCUGAGGAAUUGUGGCUAAUUUAAAACAUUGUUUAGAAUUCACAAAAGGCCUUGGCAAUUAAAUUGUCAGAGGCCCAAGGGCUAAUUUUAAUUUUCUUUUUACUUGGUGUUGUUCAUUAAUUUCUCACAUGGGAUUAUGGAGUAUGAAGUAGUAUCUUUGAAUGAAAUUCCUGGGCUGAUCUGCCUUACAUAAUCAUGUAAGGUCCUUUGCUUUUCUUUGUGUUAAGAGGGAUUUGCCUCUGUAAAUGUAAAUGACAAUGUGCUUUUCUUGUAGUUGACUUUCAUGUCAGUAUAAAAUAGGUCUGUUAACCUGGCACCAGUGUAACUAUAAAGCACUCACUGAGAAGCUGAGAAGGAACUGAUACUUACAUUUCAUGGACAGCAUGAACAAGAAUGAGAUAAAUUUAUACUUUUUAGAUCAAAACAAAUUAACUAAUUACAAAAGAGAAACUGGAAUGGAACAUAGUCUCAGAUUCUUCUAACGUGUAUCUCACAACAUCAUGUAAUGUAAAGAAAACCCUUUUGGAAUUAGAAUUCUUGUUCUGAUGCUGAACUAUUUGAUAAUAAAGUGCUUAUUUGCAGAUAACAGAA
Molecule: messenger RNA, 3737 nt
Organism: Macaca mulatta (Rhesus monkey)
Lineage: Eukaryota; Metazoa; Chordata; Mammalia; Primates; Cercopithecidae
Gene: RCBTB2
Product: RCC1 and BTB domain containing protein 2
Molecular function (GO): protein binding
Source: RefSeq, a predicted model, not a curated record